Messenger RNA from Zea mays, 1117 nucleotides. Its product is annotated as dihydroneopterin aldolase. Gene Ontology annotation, molecular function: dihydroneopterin aldolase activity. The record is from RefSeq and is marked provisional. Gene Ontology annotation, cellular component: cytoplasm. The transcript has 2 exons. Lineage: Eukaryota; Viridiplantae; Streptophyta; Magnoliopsida; Poales; Poaceae. Gene Ontology annotation, biological process: folic acid-containing compound metabolic process. Bases 464 to 868 code for a protein of 134 amino acids.
GAUUUGCAGCAGUUGCUAGGAUAGUUACUUAGUUGAUAAAAUUAAUUAUUUGGUAUUUCGGUUUGGUCAUUUAUUUGCUAGGUUAAAUAAUAAAAUUAUUUUUUAUGUUUAUAGGUCUACAUGUUUCUUAAUAUUUGAAUUAUAUCUCGUUACUUGUGACAUCAAUUCAGGGAUUACAUUCUCCUUUCGCAUUUUUUAAAACCGUUUUAUUGACUAAAAUUUGACUUUCGUAUUUUUAAAUUAUAAACGGAAAUACACUGAAAAACGGACCGGUUUCCAUUUCCCGGUACUCCCGAUCAGUACAGGAAACCGUAAAUUUUACCGGUUUCCAGUAAAUACGGGACGAGAAGUUCGUCCCUGCAUCAAUUAGAUCAUUUAGUUUUGUCUAAAAAAAUAGCUUUAUCCUAGUAGCUCGGUAGCCCCUGAUCUGUUUCUACUGCUCGGCCCGUUCUAUCACAGAUCCAUGGCGGAGAAGGAGGCGGCGGCUACGUGGGGUGGCGACGACAAGCUCAUUCUGCGCGGCCUUCAGUUCCAUGGCUUCCACGGUGUCCUGCAGGAGGAGAAGACGUUGGGACAGAAGUUCGUGGUUGACAUCGACGCCUGGAUAGACCUCGCCGCUGCCGGCGAGUCCGACUGCAUUGCUGACACCGUCAGCUACACCGAUAUCUACAGCAUUGCAAAGGAUGUUGUCGAGGGCACGCCACGCAACCUCUUGGAGUCGGUAGCUCACUCGAUCGCAGAGGCCACGCUGCUCAAGUUCCCUCAGAUCUCCGCAGUCCGAGUGAAGGUUGGCAAGCCUCACGUCGCGGUGCGAGGCGUUCUGGACUACCUGGGCGUGGAGAUAACGAGGCACAGAAAGAAAGAAUGAGAUGCUGUACACAUGUGGUGAUGGGGAGCCAGUUCAAUGCUGAUGGCACUGCGGCCAUAACCAUAAUCCACGCACGCUUGUUGCUUGUUGGCAACUAGGCAUAUCCCUUUCACCUCUGAACUGUUGGAAUAUCGGGAAUCUGUUCCCCUAGUUGCUUUAUUACGAAUUCAGAUCAUAUCUGGCUAGUAAGAUCAACCUUCUUCUGGUCUGUAACAUCUUUUUUUUUUGUCCAUGUUGCUAGUCGUUGCU